AGGAGUAUCAGCCUCGGGACAAAUGGGUUGCAAGCAGAAACCCCAUUCGAAAUCAACGAAUUCAUACACACACCUGGUGUGUAUUAUGACACACAAGGGCAAUUACACCAAAUAGUUUCAACAUGGAAAACCGUCAUCAAAAUGGAUAUACAUUCAAUAGAUGUUAGACGAAAUCAGAUACAAGGAUACCUCGACAGCGCAGAAAAAAUUUGCGAUCAACAAAAGAAGACGAGUACCACAUGGCAAAUAUGCGAUAAUCUACGUGAAGUGGUACAGAAAAACCUUAACCGCAUACAGAACAUGACGGAACUCAUACACAGCAUAUACAAAAUUCCCACAUACGCAAAACGAGGAAUAAUAGACGGAAUAGGCACAAUAGCAAAAUCAUUAUUUGGCGUAAUGGACGCAAAUGACGAGAAAAUAAUAACCGAACAAAUAGACUUAUUACAAAAUAAACAAGAGACCUUACAACACGCAGUGACAAAUCAAUUAAAAAUCAUUAAUACAACAGUCCACAACCUUGAUACUAAACGCUUUACUGGAUGAUCUGGUACGUGACCAGGACGACAUAAUUUACUAUUUAGAUAAAAUAAAAUCAGGAAACUUACCGACAAGAUUAACACCAAUAGACAGUAUCAUAUCUCAGCUACAGGAAAUAUCCAUACACGUACCAAAAGGCACACAUUUCCCGUUUACACCUAGAAAAGAGAACUGGGUAGAGAUAGAAAAAUUCUGCACAAUCAGCGCGUAUUAUAAAGACAAAAAUAUUUUCACUAUAUUAAACUUACCUCUCAUAGAUUAUCCAACAUACGAAAUAAUCCAUGUACACCCGUUUCCUGUACACAGUCACGACAAUAUUUUUGCUUUAACUGAAGUCACACACACUAAAAUCGCGGUUAGUCAGGAAACAAAUACAUAUAUAAUAUUACGCGAAAACGAAUUAGCUGAAUGCAUAAAAUACAGGAACCAUUAUACUUGUCCGCAAAGAAACGCAAUAUUCAGAAUCAAUAAAGAAUCACCGUGCGAAAUUCUAAUGUAUACAACGUUAAAAAGUAUAACAAAUUGCCAGAAAAAAUAUAUCUCGGCAAAUCACACGUUUAUCAUCGCGCUAACACAAAAGAACGCAUGGCUAUAUUCCACGAGCAGCGAGCAAACCGCUCACAUCCAAUGUCGCGAACAAAUAUAUUACA
Odontomachus brunneus is the source of this 1190-nucleotide messenger RNA. RefSeq lists its product as uncharacterized. Lineage: Eukaryota; Metazoa; Arthropoda; Insecta; Hymenoptera; Formicidae. The transcript is spliced from 2 exons. The record is from RefSeq and is a predicted model, not a curated record. Bases 142 to 546 code for a protein of 134 amino acids.